Molecule: messenger RNA, 1831 nt
Organism: Malania oleifera
Lineage: Eukaryota; Viridiplantae; Streptophyta; Magnoliopsida; Santalales; Ximeniaceae
Exons: 10
Coding region: 661-1443 (260 amino acids)
Biological process (GO): maturation of 5.8S rRNA; maturation of LSU-rRNA
Cellular component (GO): nucleolus; preribosome, large subunit precursor
Source: RefSeq, a predicted model, not a curated record
AAGUCUCUCUACAUGAGAAUCACAGUUUUGUCUCAGUUUCUUCUCGUGAAUUUUUUACCUAAUUAAUAAACAGUGAUUUUGGGUUUAUAUGGUCUGUAUUCUACUGGUAUUGUGAAUAAGAUGUCAACGCGAUCUAGAUUUAUUGAAUUCUUUGAUUUUUUUUUUUGAAAUUUUAGAACCACAAAUUAAUACUGUGAUAGUAUGGUCCUUAACGUUUCACUGCAUGCUUAGACUCGACAAUUUUGUUUCUCGUUGGUGAUAGUAGAAAGAAGAAGAGAAUAAAAUUGGACGAACAAUUUUUGAGGAUUCUUGGGCCUAUGAUGGAUUUCUUUGUUUUCCUGAAGAACUUGGUGUUAUUUUGGACUUUGGAAAUUUAUAAUUUCUUUGUGGCUUCUAUUGAACUAUGUUAUAGUCGCGUGCAAUUAGUUGUCUUCAUUUUGUUGUAAGGUGUUAUUGGAGUUCCAAGCAAUUUAAAAAAAAGAAGCAGCAACCAAACAGAUUGUCAUUUUCUGUUUUCAGUUUUGGGAGCACAACCAAAAGGUUCACCCCAUAUUUGGAGAGCAUUUGGAUUUGAAGUUGUGUUGGAUUUAGAUAAGAUAUUUUUUGAGGGUGAUACAAAACAGUCCCUAAGGCUUUGUUGAAUCUUAGUCGCCACUUGUCAUGCCACAGGGAGAUUAUAUUGAGCUGCACCGAAAGAGGCAUGGCUAUCGCCAUGACCACUUUGAGCGCAAGCGAAAGAAAGAGGCUCGUGAAGUCCAUAAGCGUUCUGCUAUCGCACAGAAGGCUUUGGGUAUUAAGGGCAAGAUGUUUGCGAAGAAACGCUAUGCCGAAAAAGCUCAAAUGAAGAAGACACUGGCUAUGCAUGAGGAAUCAUCAAGCAGGCGCAGGGCGGAUGAUAACGUUCAUGAAGGAGCUGUUCCUGCCUACCUUCUUGAUCGUGAAACGACAGCACGUGCUAAAGUUCUUAGCAACACUAUAAAACAAAAGAGGAAAGAGAGAGCUGGGAAAUGGGAGGUUCCUCUACCCAAGGUCCGGCCUGUGGCUGAAGAUGAGAUGUUUAAAGUGAUCAGAUCUGGUAAAAGAAAAACCAAACAAUGGAAAAGGAUGGUCACCAAAGCCACCUUUGUUGGGGCAGGUUUUACAAGAAAGCCUCCCAAGUAUGAACGGUUCAUUCGUCCUACAGGAUUGCGAUUUACUAAAGCCCAUGUGACGCAUCCUGAGCUUAAAUGCACUUUCAAUCUUGAGAUCAUUGGAGUGAAGAAAAAUCCUAAUGGUCCAAUGUAUACCUCUCUUGGUGUUCUGACUAAAGGAACCAUAAUUGAGGUGAAUGUCAGUGAGCUAGGUCUUGUCACACCAGCUGGAAAAGUAGUUUGGGGGAAAUAUGCUCAAGUGACAAAUAACCCGGAGAAUGAUGGUUGUGUUAAUGCUGUUCUGCUCGUGUAAUUGCCAUGGGAUUGCUACUGUAAAUUGUCUCUGCAGUUGACAGUUUCGUGUGCUCAUUUGAUAUGCUUGCAACUUGAAAGAGACUGUGUCCUGUUGUGUCUCAUCUGCUGAAGCGGCUUUAAAGUUGUAAACAUAGGUUUUGAUCCAAUGUUUAGGAUAUUUAAAUUAUGACUAAGAGCCAGGGUGCUCUUCACUGCAGCUAAACAUGCUUUAUGUUGCUCUGGUGAAGUGAAUCCUCUCCAACCUGACACUGUUAUGAACUGCAUGUAGUUUUGCUUUUAUUUCUGUGAAAGCUCUGUAGAAAGAAGCCAAUAGUUGUAUGUAGUGGACCUAGAAGUUUAAUUUUCCCAUGAAUACAACAUGUAGUACGUCCUAAACAGUUUUACAA